This is a messenger RNA of Nematostella vectensis (starlet sea anemone), 783 nucleotides long. RefSeq lists its product as uncharacterized. Lineage: Eukaryota; Metazoa; Cnidaria; Anthozoa; Actiniaria; Edwardsiidae. Bases 1 to 783 code for a protein of 260 amino acids. The record is from RefSeq and is a predicted model, not a curated record. The transcript is spliced from 2 exons.
AUGAAGAGUUAUGACGACAUCAUCAAGGAACAAGAGGCCAGAGGGUUCAUUGAGAAGGUUAGCAGCCCUGACCCGUCUGACCACGCCCACUACAUACCCCACCACCAUGUAAAAAAGGAGUCAUCGACCACGCCCAUUCGUAUUGUCUUCGAUUGUAGUUGUCACCAGGCUCCCUCGACCCCAAGUCUGAACGACUGCCUAGAGGUCGGUUCACCUUACCUAGCCGACAUGGGCUCGAUUUUAGUGCGGUUUCGCGCCAACCCUAUUGGAAUUUCUACCGAUAUAGAAAAAGCUUUCCUCCAUGUACGUCUCAGCGAAGCUGACCGCGACAUGACCCGGUUCCUAUGGCUAUCCGAUCCCGGUGACCCCGAAAGUGAGUUCCAGACCUACCGUUUCAAGUCGGUCCUUUUUGGCUCUGCGAGCUCCCCCUUUAUGCUGAAUGCUGUCCUUCAAACACACCUUGAUAAUCAUAAGACACCAGUCACACAGGACAUGAGGGACAAUCUCUAUGUUGACAACAUCAUCACCGGCGGUGAAACACGCGUCAAGAUAGGAGACGUUGUCCAGAUCCACAGCGAGAAAAAGAGGUUGAAGUGGAAACUAGGCGUAGUGGAAGAUCUGAUUAGAGGUGCCGACGGAUGUGUACGGGCUGUAACCUUAAAAACAGCUAAGGGUCACACGAACAGACCUAUCUCCAAGCUAUAUCCCCUUGAGAUUACUACUGAUGUUGGGGAAACUGCAGACGCGCAGACAGGAGAUUAUGGCCAAUUGUCAAUCAAUUAG